GUGUUGCAUCACAGCUGAAAUCCACGAGAGGUUUUAUUUAGAAGUAAAUUUUAAUUUGUUGUUUCUCGAUAGUGUAUUACCGCAACAACUACAUUAAAAUGCCAUUCUGGUCGUCACUUCACUUUCCCGUAGUUAGGGCCGAUGAUGAGGAAGCUGAGCUUGUUGAUCCCCAGACUGCUCUAAGGGAGAAAUGCCAAACUAAGGGCCAUAUAGAAUCCUUGUAUAAUAAAUACCAAGAAUGUAACGAUCGUGUUAAUAGUCGCUCCAAGACAACUGAAAAUUGUAUGGAGGAGCUAUUCGACUAUGUUGCCGAAUUGGAUCACUGUGUGGCCCACAGCCUUUUCCCCAAACUCAAGUAGUUUAGAAUUAUAUUCGUAACACAUGUAAAAUACCGCAACGGUUUGAGUAAACAUUGAUUAGAAAU
This is a messenger RNA of Drosophila busckii, 424 nucleotides long. RefSeq names its product cytochrome b-c1 complex subunit 6, mitochondrial (gene UQCR-11). Lineage: Eukaryota; Metazoa; Arthropoda; Insecta; Diptera; Drosophilidae. The coding region runs from base 99 to 359 and encodes 86 amino acids. The record is from RefSeq and is a predicted model, not a curated record. Gene Ontology annotation, biological process: mitochondrial electron transport, ubiquinol to cytochrome c. The transcript is spliced from 3 exons.